AUGGCUGACGCCCACAACCCGCCCCUCAACUAUGAAGCCUCCAACACCACCACCAACCCACUCGUUGCCACGACCUUACCUCCGGAAGUGUCGCAAUGCCUCAAGAAUGCCCGUUUCCUGCAUCUGGCGACAAUUGGCUUGAGCCAGUCCGGCACGCCAACACCCCAUGUGUCCCUGAUGAACUACACUUUCCUGCCUUCAUACGACCACCACGGCCCCGUCAUUAUCAUGACCACAAAUGCAAAGUCCAUGAAGACACAGAACCUGAUGCACAACCCAAAAGUAUCCAUCCUGGUGCACGACUGGGUAUCCCACAGGCCGCCGACAGCAACCUCUGUGGGUGGUGAGCAACGAGCCGGCUCUCCGCCCGCUGCCGCGGCUCGCUCGUCUCUUGCCGCUCUCCUUCUGAACCUGAACACGUCUGCCCUCAGCUCAAUAUCAACCACGAUAGCAGGAGAAGCAAGGUUCCUGGAACAAGGCAGUGAAGAGGAAAAGUGGUGCAAGGAGGCACACCUGGCGAAUAACACGUUCGGAGGUCAAGUCACGCAAGAGGCAGGGUUUUUCGGCGGACAAUCAGAAAAUGCCGAUGCGGAGAACAGUAGCUGCUAUAUUGAAGGAGACGAUGUGAGGGUGGUUCUUGUUCCCGUGCGGGAAGGGAGGUUAGCGGACUGGAAGGGAGGUGUCAAAGACUGGGUUUUGGUCGAUGAAGAUGCUCCACCAAGUAAUACCGGAGACUCUGCCACAGGAGAGAGAGGCAGGAGUAAUGGUCAGCCAUUGGUCAACGGCAUCAGAGAUUGA
Molecule: messenger RNA, 798 nt
Organism: Fonsecaea nubica
Lineage: Eukaryota; Fungi; Ascomycota; Eurotiomycetes; Chaetothyriales; Herpotrichiellaceae
Exons: 1
Coding region: 1-798 (265 amino acids)
Cellular component (GO): cytoplasm; nucleus
Source: RefSeq, a predicted model, not a curated record